AGCAUAAGUGGCGUACUCGCCAGCAAGUUAUUUUAAGCGGGAAAAUUGUAUCGAAUAGGCUAAUUAAAGACAGUUGAUCUUCGCACUCAGAAAAAAGACAACAGCGUGCAACAAAUGGAUCCCUAUCAUGUGGAGGGAGAGUACAGACCCGUCGACCACCGAGGAGGAUCUACGGCCAGCAAUAGCGGAGAGUCCCAAGGCGGCGACUCGGUGUUAUCCACCCACAGCCCGACUCCACCCCCGUUCAGCCCAUGGCAAGGAAUGAGAUCGCCCGAAGGACCCGCUAGUCUUAAUCCACCGGACAACGCCGACUCCGUGUCGACCGAGGUUCGGUCUCCAGACGUCAGCAUGGUCGUCAGCGGAGACGUGCCGGAAGUAUUUGAGCCCCUACCCGGAGACGACGAGGAGGAGGAGCCAACCACCCCCACGAUUGCACGCCUGGCCCGGCUACAGGUGGACGACGAGGACGAGCCCGGGGCAUCGACCACCCACAUCCUGGUGGGCGCAUGGCUGCAAGGUCAGGACCAUCACGCCUUCGCUCCUGGACACCUGCAACGAUGCCUCUGGGAGGCCCACCGGAGUUCCCCAGCGAGCCCAACGUCCACCGACGACUCGGACGUCGGAGUCGACGGGCGAUUUUGGAGGGACCGCCCGCAAGCCCAGGUCGAGCGCGCCAUAGCCGAGGCGAACCGGGCCUGGGACGGCUACGCUGGCGACGUCGCACCAGCUCCGGAGGGAUCCGAGCCUGAGAGUGGCCUCUGCUCCAGCCAGGGGGACAGCGACGACGAGGGAGAGGAUGUGCUGUACAUCCACGCAAGGGAGGUCGGCCCCGACUUGGCCGUACCCGAGGAGCACGUUCCCGCUAUAGCCGAGAACCCGCAGGACCAAACUCCACCCGGAACUCUAGCACGCUCCAACCCCCCGUCCACACCGAGACGCUGCCAAACGGAGUCCCCGCGGACCCCCACCAACGCGGUACGUCCGCGCCUGGAGCUGUCGUCGCCCGCGCUGUCACCCGGCCUCGUACCCUCUCAGCGGGAAGCACCACCCACACCCGGCCGAUCCAUCCCCCAUUCGGUCAUGGACCUGUUCCUAAGACCCUCGACGCAGGCGCCGUCCCAAAGCGGAGACGAGGAGCUGGACCUGCAGCUGUUCCUCACCGGCGGAGAGCAACAUGAGGUGCUUCAGGCUCUCCAGGAGGACCCAGCAGAGGACCCAGUCAGGGGUGACGCCCACUGGAUCGAGGCCCCAGCGGACUGGAGGGUAGACACUCCGGAUCACCGUCUGCCCCCCAUCCUCGUCGCGUCCAUUCAGGCCCAGGAUCGCCGACGCGUUCGGUAUCUACGCCACUUCGACGGGGCCAAAUUCCGAGGCAGCGUGACCGCACGAGGCGAAGUCUCCGUGACCCUCCGCCCGUCUCAAUAACCACACCGAAGUAAAGGGGGGGUGUGAGGACGCUUAAAGGCGCCUCUCAAAACUUAUAUAAUCUCAGCCCUUGGAGGCCAAAACUUAUAUAAUCUCAGCCCUUGGAGGCCAAAAAACUUAUAUAAUCUCAGCCAUUGGAGGCCAAAAACUUAAGUCACAGCCACUGAAGGACUGACUAGUUAUUAAGUCUCUAAAAUAUAUAUAUUUAAGUCUAAAAACCUAAGUAAUCCUAGUUUUCAAAUAAGCGCGCGCGAGGGCACCAGUAUUGAUCAGCAGGAUCAGUCCGCUGGCCAGUCGGGGCGAAUGGCCAACAGUAUCGAUGAGUUAUCGCAAAUCACCCGUGAAUA
Molecule: messenger RNA, 1772 nt
Organism: Drosophila rhopaloa
Lineage: Eukaryota; Metazoa; Arthropoda; Insecta; Diptera; Drosophilidae
Exons: 2
Coding region: 115-1425 (436 amino acids)
Source: RefSeq, a predicted model, not a curated record